AUUAAUUUAGAUACUAAUUAAUCGUUAAAAAUGUGGGCCGGACCUGCACAUGUCGAUGACGGGGCCGGAGGCAUUCACUUUAUGGACGGACAGCCAGUCCAUGACGGCAAUUUUGGUGGAUCAAACUUCGUCGACGGAGGGAUCAACGUAGCUGAUGGCAAUUUCGGUGGAUCAAAUCUCGUAGACAAUGGAAUAAAUGUCGCAGACGGCAAUUUCGGUGGAUCAAAUCUCUUACAUGAUGGAAUUAAUGUCGCAGAUGGCAAUUUUGGUGGAUCAAAUUUUGUAGAUGGAGGGGUAAAUGUUGCAGACGGUGAUUUCGGUGGGGUAAAUGUGGUAGAAGGUGGGUAUGGGGGUGGCUCAGCAAUGAGGGCAUUUAGCGGGGAAGUUGAAGAGGAAGCGGAAGCGGAGGAGGAGCCAGAAGCGGAGGAGGAGCCAGAAGAAGCCGAAUAAAUUAAGUUUA
Molecule: messenger RNA, 460 nt
Organism: Cydia strobilella
Lineage: Eukaryota; Metazoa; Arthropoda; Insecta; Lepidoptera; Tortricidae
Exons: 2
Coding region: 31-450 (139 amino acids)
Source: RefSeq, a predicted model, not a curated record